CAAACGUUUAAACGCCGAGGAAGUAGACUUGUCCGAUGUCAACUUGACAUGAUAUGCAAAUUCAUUCGAAAAUAUAUUAUAUAUUUCAUGACUUAAACAACAGUCGACUAGAAGUGUUAUAAACACUCAUGCCAGCUCAGCCUGCUGCGCGAGAACCAGACGGGGAAAUGGAGAGGAAGGCUGACACUGAGGUUCUUCAGACCAAUGGUGAGGUGGAGGAGGAACGUGAGAGAGACGGAGGAGAUGCGGAGGAGACAAUGGAGGAGAGUGGAGAGGAACGGGAGAGCGACCUGGAGGAGAGUGAGGCAGAGGAGGAGGAGGAAGAAGAGGAAGAGAGUUCAGAAAUGGACGAUGAAGAUUGUGAGAGAAGACGAUCACAGUGCCUGGACGAAAUGUCUGAUCUUGAGAAACAAUUCCUGGAGUUAAAAGACAAGCUUUUUCAAGAACGUCUGAACCAGGUUAAAAUGAAGCUGGAUGAGGUUUUGUCCGGAAAGGCAGGAGAGUACAGAGAACCUCUGGCAACACUGCAACAGAACCUGCAGCAGAGAACACAAGUGGCAGGUGUGUACAGGGAACUUUGCCUGCAGGUGGUCAGACACAAACAUGAAUGUGAGGUGCAGGGGGCAAGACAACAUCUGGAGAGUGAAAAGACACUCUUGUUUGAUGCCAUGAAAACAGAACUGCUGGAGAAGAUCCGGAGACUGGAGGAGGACAAGCAGUGCAUAGACAUCACCUCAAAGUGGUGGAAUGAUGAAGUGCGGAUAAAGAAGUGUAAGAGGAGGAGUCACCUGAUUCGCCCUGACAGGAAGAAGAAGGCAGCUCUUGUGUCAGGGCCGUACAUAGUGUAUAUGCUGAGAGACAUUGAUAUACUGGAAGACUGGGCAGCCAUCAAGAAGGCCAAAGCAGCACUAAUGCCCUUGAAGAAGAAGGCUGAAAACAGGCAGGUGUCAGUGAGCUGUGAGGGUGGAGCUCUAUUCUAUGAUGGAGAGAAGUUCUCUAAAGGCAGUAGUGUCAUUCUAGAAGUCAACGAUGACAGCCCAGCACAGGCAAUAAUAACAGGGAUCAGUGCAGGAGAGGUCUGGUUCAAACGCACAGAUGGAACCAAAACCAAAAUCUACGUCUCCCAGCUCCAGAAAGGCAAAUACACGAUACAAAGAGCAUAGAGAAAAUGAAUAUUACACUCAGAGAGUGUGUACCUAACCUUUAAUAAUUACCAAAUAACACACUCAAAUUUACCAACACCUUUAAACAGCCUAUGAAAUCCAAUCAAAUGCUAUGCACUAUUGAUCUGACCAGAGGCUAUCUGUUAUGUGCAGUGACUUGUGAUCUCAGAUCAGUUUUGGCUUUGAUAUAUUUAUAAAUGUGAUAAUAAGAGGGAUCUGGUCCUAGAUGAACACUGUUACUCUAUGACACACACAUGUACUAUUGAUGCACUUAAAAACGUAAAACUGUGCAGCUAAAGUUUAAUAACUAACACAUGCACAUCAUGCAAACUGUUGACCAAAUAUGGAAUGUUGACUUCUUUGAAUGCUAUCUGACUGUAUGAAGCAUUUCUGUACCAUAAGAUUUAAUUUUGGGUUCCCCACACCAAAAACAUUCAUAAUACAUCAUAAAUGUAAAUGAAGCCUGAUAUAUGCUAUUUUUAUUUAAUUUUUUGUAAUUUAAAGAAGAUUAUAGAAUCAAAGUCCAUUUCAAGUACACUAAAGACACCACAUGGGCAAAACAUCUCCUUACUGAUCUGAGAUCAGUGUUUAAUAGUUAAAGGUUUGUAUUUCGAAAGAUAAAGCAGAUCAAGAUCAUUGAAAAGAGCAGCCUCAGUCCAGCACAAAAGAAAACACAAUCAAACCCCUUUAAUCAUGUUUGCACUUCAGAAAAACAAGAUAUGUAACCGAUUUUCUUUUUUCAGAACAUUUUGAGUGACAGCCUAAUACAUAGGAUUUAUUGUCUGUAAACUGAUCUGUCAACAGAGGGUGCUUUUUAAAACUUAUUUAUGAAGUGUUUAAGAUAAUCAUGUAUUUAUAACAA
Messenger RNA from Xyrauchen texanus (razorback sucker), 2025 nucleotides. It is a transcript of the gene brms1, whose product is annotated as BRMS1 transcriptional repressor and anoikis regulator. The coding region runs from base 129 to 1163 and encodes 344 amino acids. Gene Ontology annotation, cellular component: Sin3-type complex. The record is from RefSeq and is a predicted model, not a curated record. The transcript is spliced from 11 exons. Gene Ontology annotation, biological process: negative regulation of transcription by RNA polymerase II. NCBI's taxonomy places the organism in Eukaryota, Metazoa, Chordata, Actinopteri, Cypriniformes, Catostomidae. Gene Ontology annotation, molecular function: histone deacetylase binding.